GAAAGGCAACAUUUCCGGUUGGAAAGGCACCAAUUUGGGGGGAUUUAUUCAUGAAAGCUGUCGUGAUCAAAAUGACCAGAACUAGUAAAUGAAAGGGUUCAAAGAAAGAAGGAAAAUACUAGUGUUUGUGCCCAGCAGAAUAAAAGGGGUGGGGGGGUGUUUUUGCAUUUCAGGAGUGCAGGUAUAAAGAAGUGCUCUGGUCAUAUUCAACUCUCUUACACCAGCCUGCAGCGUCUGGAGCCGCUGUGCAAGACUUUCCUUCUGUCUGUUUACCUCCCCUCCACCUGCUAUGGUCCUCUACUUGCCCGGCUCUAAUUUAAGUACCACAGACAGAUCCAGUCUAGGCAGCGACGCGACCCUGCGCGACUCCACGGCGCCCCAGAGCCGCGAUGGGCUGAGCCGGAGCGGCCACACGGCGGUGGCGGUGUGCCUCGGCUUCAUUCUGGUGGCCGGGAUCCUCAACAACUCUCUGACGCUGCUGGUCUUCGCCAAGUUCCGCUGCCUGUGGACGCCGAUCAACCUCAUCCUGCUCAACAUCAGCCUGAGCGACGUUCUGGUGUGCGUCUUCGGGACGCCGUUCAGCUUCGCCGCGAGUCUGCGCGGUAGGUGGCUCAUCGGAGAGUUCGGCUGUAAGUGGUACGGGUUCGCCAAUUCCCUUUUUGGCAUUGUGUCCCUGGUGUCCCUGUCGGUCCUUUCCUACGAGCGCUACAACACCGUGCUGCGUUCCUCUAAGGUGGACGUCUCAGACUUCAGGAAGGCCUGGCUCUUCAUCGGAGGCACCUGGGUCUACUCGCUCCUCUGGACGCUGCCACCCUUCCUGGGUUGGAGCAGCUACGGUCCCGAAGGUCCCGGAACCACUUGCUCUGUCCAGUGGCACCUGCGCUCACCCACCAGCGUGUCCUAUGUGCUGUGUCUCUUCAUCUUCUGCUUGCUGCUGCCACUGAUGCUCAUGGUUUACUCUUAUGGACGAAUCCUGUUUGCUAUAAGGAGGGUGGGUAAGGUGAACCUGCUGGCCGCGCAGCGCAGAGAGCAACACAUUCUGCUCAUGGUGCUGUCCAUGGUGUCCUGCUACAUGGUGUGCUGGAUGCCCUAUGGAGUCACGGCGCUGAUGGCCACCUUCGGCCGGUCGGGGCUGGUCACGCCGCUGGCCAGCGUGGUGCCGUCCAUCCUGGCCAAGUUCAGCACGGUGGUCAACCCCAUCAUCUACGUGUUCUUUAACAACCAGUUUUACAGGUGCGUCGUGGCCUUGGUAAAGUGCAGCGGGGAGCCACACUCUGUUCAAGGAGAGGAACAACCAGCUCCAAGAAACCAUCAGUCGGCCGCCUUUGAUGGUCGGAAACCAGCCUCCUCCAGCCCUUCGCAGCCUCAGCUCCUGUGCAGCAGAGCCGCCGCUCCCUGCAGCUGCCGCAGCGGCAGAAACAUCCUGUUUGUCCAUUACACACCAUGAAAGCUUCAUCAUCACAUCCGUCACUGGGCGCUUCCUUUUGGGUUUUCAUUUUUGUUGUUUUUAGACAUUUAUUAAUAUUUUAUGUAUUUUCUGGUAAUUAUUACAUUGACGAUUCUCUUGAACAAAAGGCUUCGCCGCGAUUCUGCUACAUGAGAAGCUCUUAUAAGAAACUGAAGAUAUAAAUUCAUUUUUCCAAACUUUCCUUCUAUUAAACUUUGGCUUCUUAUUUUAAAAAAGAUAUUUAUUUUACUUUACAUAAAUAUAUUUUGCUUCACAUAAGUCUUCCCCCAAAUGAAGAGAGGGCAGUUUAAUCCCUUUUGUAGUUUGUCUUGAUGUUUGUUCAAGAAAGUAAAUAACUAAAUGUUAUUUAUAUGGAACACUUUACAGGUCAGAAACCACAAAGUGCUUUACAAAAUAUGAGACAUAAAAACACAGAAGGAGAGAUAAAACAGAAUACAUGGAGCAUAAAACAAAAUAAAACUAAUUAAAAGCCAAUCUGAAUAAAUGUGUCUUCAGCUGAUUUUGCAAAGUAUCAAAGUUAGAGGGACCAAAAUGAUCCUGGUUCACAAAAACAAGGUAAAAAUAAAUGAAUAAAUGUUGAUUAAUGAAGUCGGGUGUCAAACUCAUGUUCUCAAAUGGCUGGUUGUGAUUGAUAAAACUCAUUAACAAAUUGUUAAAAUAUUAAUAAAUUGUUUCACAUUGAUGUAAUUUAGCAGAGUGCAGAUGAAAACAGCUUUGCUUUGAUUGAUAGAAAUGAUAUUUACACAACUUAAAGCCUAUAUUUAUGCAUCCCGAUGGGGCCUUAUAAAAAGCUGUGGCGGGCCAGAUCUGGCCCCCAGGCCUCCAGUUUGACACAUAUUUAGUUUGUUCUCUGCAGGUGUAAAGCUGGAGUUAAGAACGCUUCGAACCACCAGGGGAAGCUGUGAAACUCGUCAGCACUGACUUCAGCAGCAGCUACCUGCCGAAGGUUCAUGUGUUGCUAUAAUUAAACACAUGCAGAAAACUUGGAGUGCAAACGUUUCCAUACGCAUUUGUUUCCUUUUUUCACUUUAACACUGACUUUAUAUGUGAUCAGAGAUGCAGGUUUAUCGCACAGCUUGCUUUCUGUGACGAAGACAUUUUAUGCAGCUGUUAUUGCAAAAAACAGGGUAUUAAAAAUAAUUGACGACAGUUAGGUGAUUGAAUCUCACUACAAUACAAAGAAGUGUAUAUAUUGCUAUGUAAAUGUAGAAAAUGGCAAGAGUACAUUGCAGUUAAUUUUAUUUUUGAAAAAGAAUUGCUGCUUAGAUGUUACAACCAAACUUAUUCAAACUGUUUAUACAUUUCAAAGUCAGAACGGAGAGAAAUAUUAUCCUUAAAUUUGCUUUAGUAAUAUGGAGAGAGUUUUAUGGCGAAAAGAAAAGACGGAGCUCCAGCUCAGCAGCUCCAGUCAAACUGAAUCAUCCUGCAGCAACACCGCAGCUGCACGAACUGAGAAUGCAGCUCUCCGUGCAUUCAGCUGUGAAACCGUGUUACAUUAAAAUGUUUCACUUUAGCUCAACUUUUGCUACCACAACCAAAGUGCUGUGGUGAAGUAGUGAAACUCCUUCAGAUGGAUAACCCUGCUGCGUAUGGGAAUCUAAAAUAAGAAGCCUUCUUCAUGAAUCUCUGUGAGUUGUCUCACCUCAUCCGUCUUGAUUAACAAAUGUUAAUGAGUAUGUUGGAGGAUAUGUCAUGCUGUGGGCCUGUUUGUUGUUGAAACAGAUAAAUCAAAACCACAAGUCAGCAUGGAGCACCACAGGGCUGUGUGCUCGAAUCAUUAUUUUUACUUUAUUUAAGCAUUUCAGAAAAAUUUGGAAGAGCUCUUUUUUAAAACCCAAAAUCUGGGUUGACGAUGAAAUGAUUUAGAUUUUGACUCACUGUGAAUCCAUUAGCUAUUCUUUCUUAAUGUUCAGGGUUGGAUGUUCACUAUUCCAGGAGUUACUCUGUGGGAGGUGAUGUUUAACUCUGACGCAUUAAAAA
Messenger RNA from Poecilia latipinna (sailfin molly), 3448 nucleotides. It is a transcript of the gene tmtops3a, whose product is annotated as teleost multiple tissue opsin 3a. Gene Ontology annotation, molecular function: G protein-coupled receptor activity. Gene Ontology annotation, cellular component: membrane. The transcript has 4 exons. Gene Ontology annotation, biological process: G protein-coupled receptor signaling pathway. Lineage: Eukaryota; Metazoa; Chordata; Actinopteri; Cyprinodontiformes; Poeciliidae. The record is from RefSeq and is a predicted model, not a curated record. Bases 290 to 1447 code for a protein of 385 amino acids.